Messenger RNA from Lycium barbarum (goji berry), 1056 nucleotides. RefSeq lists its product as uncharacterized. Bases 1 to 1056 code for a protein of 351 amino acids. The record is from RefSeq and is a predicted model, not a curated record. The transcript has 2 exons. Lineage: Eukaryota; Viridiplantae; Streptophyta; Magnoliopsida; Solanales; Solanaceae.
AUGUAUGAUCAAAGUGGACUUGUAGAGGCAUAUGAAUCCAUUGAGUGGAUGUUUAUUGAGCAGAUGCUAAAGGAGAUUGGGUUCCCCAGUAUGAUGGUAACAUGGACUAUGGUGUGUAUUAGAACAGUCAGUUACACUCUCAUGCUUAAUGGUAAUCUAUCAGAAACUUUCCCAGCCAAAAGGGGGCUUAAACAGUGGGAUCUAAUGUCCCCUUAUUUCUUUGUUAUAGUUAUGGAAUAUCUAGUAAGAUGUAUGGGGACUUUACAAACAGAACCUGAUUUUAAUUAUCAUCCUAGGUGCAAGAAAUUGGGAAUUACUCACUUGUGUUUAGCUGAUGAUUUGAUAAUGUUUGCCGGGGGGAAUAAGCCAUUAGUGAGUUUGAUCAAGGAAAAGUUCCUCCAGUUCUCAGCUGCUUCCAGCCUGAAGACUAAUAUGUCCAAAAGCCAGGUCUAUUUUGGAGGAGUUACUAUGCAAAAACAACAGGGUAUAUUAGGUAUUCUGGGAUAUGAGCUGGGUGAACUCCGUUUUAAGUACCUAGGGAGAAUUCAGCUCAUUAAAGCAAUGUUGUUUGGGGUUCAAGCCUACUGGGCCCAAUUGUUCCUACUACCUAAGAAGGUGAUGAAGUUGAUAGAAGCUGUGUGUAGAAGUUAUCUUUGGACUGGAGAAGCUACAAUCUCCAAGAGAGCAUUGGUUGCAUGGGAUAAGGUGUGCUUACCUAGAGAAGCAAGUAGAUUGAAUCUCCUGGACCUGAAAAUUUGGAAUCAAGCUGCAAUUUGUAAGCUAUUACGGGCAUUGAGCCUAAGAAAGGAGAAAUUGUGGAUAACCUGGAUCCACACAUAUUACAUUAAAAGGCAGGAGAUCGGCAGCAUGAACACUCCUAGCCAAGCUUCCUGGAUGGUAAAGAAAAUCUUCAACAUGAGGAGAGUCCGGCAUACAAUGGAUGUAACGAAAAUAGUUCAAGGUAGUAAAUUCCUCAUUUCAAAGGUGUAUACUGCUAUUAGAGGUGAUGUUCAAAACGUGGAAUGGAAACAUCUAGUUUGCCAUAACUGCGCAUAA